GUGCGAUCGCCUCGCUCGAGUCCCGGCACGCUGUCAACGGUGAACCGUGGCACGGUCGCGAUCGUCUCUCGCGGAUGCGUCUCUUCGCUCGUGUUUACACGUGACAAGCCUCCAGCGGCAUCGCCGGCCAGCCUCUCCGCCGCUCGCUGCGUGUGCCCGGCGUACGAAAGGAGAUCGUCGUUGACCUGUCGCGCUCCGUCGCGCGGAGAAAUGCGUGGGACGCCGGGAAAGGUGCUCGCACCGCGGCCUCCGCCGGCUCGCCGCUAGUCACCGGCUCGUGAUUAAGAGGGCAACACCGAUCGACUUCGGCCUGUCCGUUCCACUCGUUCGAUUCGGUAGCCGAAUCGCAACCCGUCACCGAUUAACCCGGCCGCGAUUGCGAAAUGUGUCUGUUACGGGAACGGUUACCCGCCCGCCGGAUCUGACUCGGCCGAAGUGAACGGCGCGGCGUCAGGUGUUCCGUACGCCGUCUCCGAGCCACUCCGGAUGGACGCUCGUUUCGGGGAAAGUGGACCGGUGAGUGAUCGCCUUGGGAAUCGUCGGGUCGAUCCUCGCGGCGGCGAGUGACUCAUGAGUGAUCGAUACAGGAGUGCACGGCGCCGUUGCGCGGUUUGAACGUUUACGAAAGUUCCAUGUAACUCCGCGGACGCCGUUUGUCCGGACCCGCCGCUUCGGAGCUUGGUGCAACAAGUUUGUCGAAUGACCAGCAACAUCCACAGGAGGAUCAAGGUUAAAAUCCUAGAAAAAAUGAGCCACCCAAACUGCUUCGUCGCGACCAGUUAAAGCCCUUCGCUCGACGUCCCAAGAAACAUGUUGCCCUCGUCGAAGCUGCUGCACGACGAGUCGUCGGGACCUCCGGAGAGCGACGCGAGCCGCGAUCAAGGGAGCGCAGGGAUGAACGGUGCGUCGAUCGCGCCGGUGAACGCCGAGCGCAACGACGACGAUCCGCCGCCGUACACCGCCAUCGCGCCGCCUAACCACGUCGGCUGGCCGUUCGACUUCUCCGGGAUCCCGUAUUCCGCCGCGUCCUGCAGAUCCGGCUCGCCGCUGCGGCCCUUCCAGCCGCUGGCUCCGACCUCGGGCCCAACUUUCGACCCCGAGGGACCGGACGGGCAGCACACGUCGAUCUCCAUGCCCCUGAUGCCCUGCCGGCUGUUCAAGUUCGGCUCCCACAGGUCCAUAUUCGCGCAGACCCUGCCUUUCUCGGACAACAUCUCUGUGAGCAAGGACAGCCAACGAAGGACGCGCAAGUACGGCGCCAUUCUCGCCGCCGCCGCCGUCAUCAUCUUCCUGAUGGUUCUGUCGCUGCUGGUGAGGUUCGUCAUGGAAAAAAGCCUCUGGAGACGUUAGCCGGGCAUCGAUCCCCCGAAAUCCGGGCGACGCUUCCCUCUAUUCCCGAUCCGGACUGAAUCUAGAGUAAGCGUUAUCACGGUGCAAUUCCCUCCGCGUCGACGCAAUCGCAAGUAUAAUUAGAGCAUGAUUGCUCCCUCCUUUUGUCCUCGCCCCGAACACAAUGCGCGCGAGCGUGCAAUCCUGCGACUCGUAAGUGCAAUGUUACAUAUCCGUAAUGCCUCGCGAAGGUCCGCGCGCGCAGCGUAAAUCGCGCUCGACGUUCACGCCGGCAUUUAACGUUAAGGUACUUGUAUAAAUCGCCAUUCUUUUUUACUAUCGCGCUUGGUAUUUUGUAACUCGAAAGUAAGAAAUAGAAGGAUCAUUGAUAUUCCAAGGAAAUCACGCCGAGUGUGUUCUUCACCUGACUCUUCCGGCGCUUUGCAGUGUUCUCUCACGUUUUCCAGCCGGAAAAACACGUUUCCGAAUGACUGUGAAUGCAUUAACGGGAGUCACACUUUGAACUGAGUGCCUUCGGUAUAUAAGGAGUAGAAAAGAGGUUAUACGUUGAUGUUUCUCAAAUAAAUUCGUUGCUGUUCGAUGAAUCAUUAAUUGUUCUCACGGGUCAAUAGGAAAAGCGAGGUCCUAAACAGUUCAAUGCAGUGUUUACUGCUCGAUAUCUCGGUACAGAUAUCGAACGUUUGGCUGCAGAAUGUUUUCGACGAGAUAUCAGCUAGCAAUGCUAGCCUUCGAACUGUGAUUCGGCCCGUCAAUGCGACGAAACUCCAGUUUUCUGGGCGAAACUCGAUAACUGGAGAAGUACGAGUGAUACAACGAAAUGCUUCGAACAAAAGUUGUAAGGUAUAGAGGUAAAAAUAUAACUACAUAUGUUGGUUAGAUUUUUGUCUACAUUAUGGAGAUAUAAGUUUUCUCAAUGACAAUGAAUAUUUUGCUUUUGCGUUCCAACGUUGUAUAAACAGAGACGGAGUUUAUUUGCAGAAAAUUAUUUUUCAAUACAGCAUUUUGCACAGCAGAGACUGCCUAGCGAGCACUUGGCACUUCGGUGAUUCUUGAAUUUUCGUUACGCGAAUAGUCGAAUUUUGGGAUUCCGUCCGCAGACGGCCGCGCCGUGCGUCGCAACGACGGAAGAGUGCAGCCGCCUUAUCGCGUAUGCACGGUCAAAGGACAAAUCACCUUCGCGUCGUCGCACGGCGACACGAAGAUUAAAUAUUUUUGUUAGUCCAAUAUUACGUUCGCGGAAAGAGCCGAUGGCUGAGUUGGAUGAGCAAACGUUUGCGUGUUUGACGUUCGGCCGUAGUCAGCGGUCCGGCUGCCUCGGAAGAGCGUGUCGUUCUAGUUAAAAAUUUGUCUGUCGCCAAACCUCGUGCCAGACCGACGUUAAACAAUUGCAUUUCACAUUGGGAUCCGUCCGUUUCCGGGAAAAAUCAUAGGACGUUCGUACGAGUGGCUCCGAAUAAUAGUCCGACCCCAAUGGUAAUAAUCGAAUUGAGUCGAACGAUUUAAUAUUGUACUUUUUCCAUUUUGUGUAUUUUGCUCUAUGAAAUUGUGCGGCGUUCGACGUGUUAAUAUUAAUAAUUAUAGUAUCAACAUUCAACGAAUCCAAGAACACUUUAACCCUUCGCACUCGGAAGUUUUUCUAAAAAUAUUUGAAUACUUUCUGAUGAGAGAAACACGGUAUUUUGUGAAACUAUCUCGAAAAGUCACACGUACAUUGAGAAACAAAGCUAUUUUACUUCAAUAUUUCUGAAAUUGUUGCAUUAUACGAAGUAUAAUAUUAAAUAUCAAAUUUUAUAGUUUUCUGUAUGAAAUCAUUUGGUGCAAAGGGUUAAAAGACACUUUUCCCCGUGUCUCGCGUCUCCAUUUUGCCCAGAAUAAUUGGAAUUGAAAAAUAUUAUGAAAAAUUUCUUACCAGUCUGCUCGUUUCUGUCUUUUUUCAACGACACCUCGAAUGCCUCGGUGAAUUGAAAUGCGCAGCAGGGUUAGAGGAAGACUUUCUUCGAUUUCGUUCCCCAAGGUGAGCAUAAUUGCCUCAUUUCAAAUGCAAAUGAAUUUAAUACGUGACGUGUAUAAGCAGCCUCGUUGUAGUCCACCUGCCACCGCAUACUCUCGAUGUAAACAGACCAAUCAGAGGCAAUCGAUGUCCUGGACGCGAUAACGGGAGGAUAAGUGUGUCGUUAAUUGUCCGCUUGUCAGGUCACUGCUUUUAAUAUUGUUUGCCACGGUGGCCGGUCCGUCUGUUACUUUUUACUCGGAUUCGCUUUUUCUUCUGUUUUACGUAAUCCGGCCUUGGCAGUUAUUUAUUUAAUCUCGUUUGAUUGCACACGUAGGUAGAGGUGCAGUUAAACAACCGACUCGCGUUGCAUCUCACGAGUAGUCGGCGAUCGGUACGAGAUUAAAAUGAAACGGUGAGUCCUCGUAAAUUAUUCAGGCAGAGACAUAAUGGAAAAUCGAGGUCGGCGA
This is a messenger RNA of Nomia melanderi (Alkali bee), 3810 nucleotides long. RefSeq lists its product as uncharacterized. The record is from RefSeq and is a predicted model, not a curated record. NCBI's taxonomy places the organism in Eukaryota, Metazoa, Arthropoda, Insecta, Hymenoptera, Halictidae.